UUGAACUUAAAUCGUAUCACAACACAUCAUGAAAAUAAUAAUAUAAUAAAAUGUUCACUACGUCUUGAAAAAUGCCCAUGUUGCUCCACGUCUUUGGUGUAUUAAUUUUUAAUCAUGUUUCAAAAGUCGAGGAAAAAGAAUCACUUCACCGAGUUGGAAAUCGUUGGGAAAAACUAUUGCGAGUUAGGACAUGUCGAAAAAGCUUAUGAUGAACAACAUACUUCAAACAACUCAUCUCGAAAGAAUAAAAACAAAGAAAAUGUCACGAGUGAUAAAACAAUACGACAACUGGGCAGUAAGCACAGAGCUGAAAGUCAACUAUGGGAUUCGUUUAUGCAAGUAAAAAAGUUGAAAAGUCCUCUGUCCGCUGUUGAUGCAAAUCAACAACAUGAAAACUAUUCGGCGUCAACCAUUGGAAAAUUUCAUUUUUCCGGCUCUUAUAAAAAUAAAAGUAAUACAUUUAGUAAUGUCACCAGCAGCUUUAUCAGUUCAAAAAUUUUGAGUCUACCAGUUUUGGGUGAAAAUGAUACACAAAAACGUUUGGAAUUAUCUAAUUGGGGAUUGACUCCACUCAUUCUUGAGAAAUACCAUACUCGAGGAUUAACAAAAAUGUUUCCCUGGCAAGUGGAAUGUUUAGCUAAUAAAAAAAUAUUACUAGACAAUAAGAAUCUUGUGUAUUCAGCACCUACAUCAGCUGGAAAGACAUUAGUUUCAGAACUUCUCAUUUUGAAAACUGUGUUGGAGAGGAGAAAAAAAGUAAUUUUUAUUCUGCCAUUUGUAUCUGUUGUUAGAGAAAAAAUGUUUUAUUUACAAGAUCUUCUUUCGGAUAGUGGAGUGAGAGUUGAAGGUUUUAUGGGAGGUGUCGCACCAGCUGGAGGUUUUCAAUCUGUUCAUAUUGCCAUUGCUACAAUAGAAAAAGCAAAUUCUUUGAUAAAUCGUUUGAUGCAAGGUGGUGAUCUUGAUACAUUAGGAGCUGUCGUUAUAGAUGAAUUACAUUUACUUGGCGACCCUGGAAGAGGAUAUAUAUUAGAGUUACUUUUAACUAAAUUAAAAUAUAUGUCUGACAAUUUUGAGCACAUUGAUAUUCAAUUAAUUGGCAUGUCUGCAACUUUACCAAAUCUACCAUUAAUAGCUGAUUGGUUAAAUGCUGAACUUUAUCACACUGACUUUAGGCCCAUUCCCCUUGAAGAACGAUGCAAAAUUGGAUUAUCGAUAAUGAAUAAAGAAUUCAAUCUUGUAAAGGAGCUUACAGUAGCUCCUGAUAUCAUUGAUGAUUCAGAUAAUGUAAUUCAGCUGUGUAUUGAAACAAUCAGUACUGGCCGUGGAACAUUAAUAUUUUGCCCUACAAAAAAUUGGUGUGAAAAGUUGGCUGUUCAAAUGGCAGCCACAUUUUUUCAAUUGGGUCGUGAUAAAACAACCAAUGGGAUGAUUUUACGAAAUAAUAUUGACAGCGAUAUGGUUCAAGAAGUUUUAGCUCAACUCGAGCACAGUCCUGUAGGUUUAGAUAGCGUUCUGAAAAAGACCAUUUCAUUUGGAGUUGCGUUUCAUCAUGCUGGUUUGACUAUGGAUGAACGUGAUAUCAUCGAAGGUGCUUUUCGGACUGGUUCCUUGAAAGUCCUGGUAGCUACAUCCACCCUCAGUAGUGGGGUAAAUCUACCGGCAAGACGAGUUAUUAUACGAUCGCCAAUGUUCAACGGUAAUGUUAUCGAUAAAUUGACUUAUCAGCAAAUGAUUGGACGUGCUGGUCGCAUGGGCAAAGACACAGCAGGCGAAAGUAUACUGAUCUGUAAGCACACCGAGAGAAGUGUGGCUGAAAAAUUGAUAAAAUCGACGUUAGAACCGAUAAAAUCAUGCUUGAAAAGCUCAGGUCCGCUUAUACGUGCUCUGCUUGAAGCCAUCGCCAGUCAAGUUGUCAAAACACCGGCUGAUCUCGAUCGUUACAGCAAAUGUACUUUUAUUUACAAGUGUGAAGACAGUGGUGUCAAGAGUAUGGUGGAGGAGGCUGUGGAAUUUUUGGUAGCCAACGAAUUCUUACUGGUGAAAAAUUCCAACGAUAAUAAUGAAGAGCAAAGAAUGAUGGCUACCUGUUUGGGAAAAGCAUGUCUUUCUGCGUCGAUUCCCCCCCGCGAUGCGCUUUUUCUCUUCGAAGAGCUUCAACGAGCCCGAAAAUGUUUCGUUCUUGACACUGAGCUUCACGUUGUAUAUCUCGUCACGCCUUUCAAUUCUAGUGGUCAAAUUAAUCAAAUCGACUGGAUGUCCUUUAUGGAACAGUGGCGUAAACUUUCAGAGAGCGAGCGUAGGGUCGGAAAUUUAGUCGGCAUUGAAGAGCGAUUUAUCAUGUCAGCUAUGAGAGGCAUCAUUAGAUCAGAAAAAGCACUCAGCAUUCAUCGCAGAUUUUUUACGGCACUCGCGUUACAUGAUUUGGUACGCGAGGUACCACUCAACGCCGUCUGUAGAAAAUACAAUUGCUCUCGAGGAUUAUUGCAAAGCUUACAACAAUCAUCCGCCACGUUUUCUGGUAUGGUUACAAGCUUCUGCAAGGAAUUAAAAUGGGACUGCAUGGAACUGCUAUUUGCUCAGUUUCAAACACGUUUACAAUUUGGUGUACAGCGUGAGUUACUCGAUUUACUCAGAUUACCCAGCAUCAAUGGAUUACGCGCCAGAAGUUUGUUCAAGCACGGUAUCACUACUGUUGGUGAACUCUUACUUGCAUCUGAGAUCGAGAUUGAGGAGGCCCUAGAAAAAGCUUUACCCUUCGAAAGCGAAAAAGAUUUCGAUGGUGGAAACAAAGCUGAAGUAGAAAAAAAAAUGAAAAUGCGUACAAUUUUCAUAACAGGCAAAGAUGGUCUCACUGCGCGCGAAGCUGCUCGUAUUGUUAUCAAUGAAGCGCGAUUACUCGUUAAGAAUGAGUUAGGACUGCAAGACGUCAAAUGGAGUCAAAAUAAUGAUGAAGGAUCCAGUCCGACAUCUCCAUCGUCUUCUUGUUUUUCGCCAACUGCUGAAGCCAUGAGCUUACAACCAUUGAGUUUGAUUCAAGAAGUUACUCCACAACAGCCGAAUACGUGUAUUAAUGCAAAAGAAGAAAAAAACAAUUUUGAUUCUGAAGUAAAAACUGGUGCCAUCGAGGCGCAAACAUUGGAUAAAUCCAUGAAAUUGACGGAAAAUAAUGAUGCAAAGCAAGUUACUGUAGAAUUGCAAAAUAAGUUGUCACUCGGACAUGUUGACAAUCGGUCGAGUGGCGAUCUGAUAUCGCAGGAUAUAAUAAAUCAAAGUGAUAAAGAACAGCCUGAAAAAUCAACGCGAACAUUGAGAUCAAGACUUACGAGUAAGAAUAAAAGUGUCCAAGAAAACAAAACUGUUACAAAUAUGACCAUUUGUACGGCUGAUUUUCAAGACGAUCUUGAUUCUUAUUUUGUCGAAUCUUCGCAAAAUACCGGAAUGACACUGAAGAGUAAAAUAAGCGCGCAAUCAGCAAGAAUUGUUGAAAAAAUGGAAAGUUUAAAAAAAUCAAAACAGAUAAGUAUUUGCAGUGUAGACUUUCAAGAUUCAAAGAUGGACGGUGAAUCGGUGCUUCAGAAAGUUUUGAAAGUUCAUGAUAACAUUACUGUAGAAAAUAUAAACUUCACCGAAAACAGCCUAAGCGAAAAUCCGCCAGUUAAUCAAGAAAAAUGCUUGAAGCUGAAUUCAAAUGUCCAAGCAAAAAAUGUUACGUUGUCCAGUCGGAAUUUACGAAGUAGGACUAUUAAUAUAGUUGAAUCAGAUGACAACCACAGAGUUACACACGAUGAAAAUUUAAAGGUUAAAAAUCAAAAAUCAAACUGCAAAGUCGAACUAGAAAACAAUUUAGUCAGUAUUCGUUCAUUGGACUUUCAAGAUAGUGAUAUUAAACAAAUAAAACCUACGAAACAAGAUUCAGAGGAAUUUCGAGUAGAAUCGUUUCUCAACAUGAGCUCUGGUACUCUUAAUGAAUUACUAAAAAGUACGGAUAAAAAGACUGACGAUGCGGAUAAAUUUCAAAAACCAACAACUUUAUUGAACUAUACCCCAAAGGUAAAAGAGAAAAAACGCGAAUCUGCAUCAUCUAUUAACUCAUCAAAAAGCAUGAGUUUAUUUAGCGAUAGUUCAUUUCUUGAUGCUCAAAUAUGUAGUGUACUGGAAAAAAAUGUAAUUGAAGGUUCUUGUCUAAUUGAUUUUGAGAAUAGUGAAUUCAACCAAAACAAACUGGAAGAGUUGUUAUUCUCUCCAAGAAAAUUUAGAACUUUUUCCAAGGAGAAAGGGUCAUCGAUGCAGCAACAAAUUAGGCGACCAGAUGAUGAUCAGUCGAAAAACUUAAGUACCGAGGGUGACCAAAGGGUUUCGAAAAAAACGAUUAUCGAAUCAGAUUCAAAAGAAAACAGUCCUACAGUUACAAGAAGCAAGUAUAUUUUUGCUAGGAAAUCGGAUGAACAAUCGCCGAUUGCCGGUAUAAGAAGUUAUAACAAACGAGUGCCAAUUACAACUGCAGUUGGUUCGAGUCCCGGCGUGUCAGAUUCAGACGAAUCUAUUGUCAAUUCACAAGCGAUUACUCCUGGAGCAGUAAAUAAAACUCGAAAUCGUUUACUCGUGGCUACUCAGCGUAAAAUUCAUCAGAGCAAAACUUCAAAAAAACUCCGUGAUCUUAUUCCGCCAAUACCGAAGACACCAGAAUCGUUCUACAAAAGAACUAGCCCAGCACUGAUUCGGUGCACAGAUGAUUCUGAUAAUUUCGAUAAUGAUAGUGAUGAUCUCUUCGAAUCAGAGAAUAUAAUAAAACCUCUCCAGCAAAUUAACGCCCUUCACAAAGAAUGUGAAAAACCACGAAGAUCAGUCAGCCUUACAAAAAUCAGUUUAAAAUCAAUUGAUGCAACGUUUGUAGCAAACUCACAACGUCUAUUCAAGGAUUUUCGAGCAAAAAUUGAAAUCGAAAAACGCAAAGAAAUAGCCGUAGCAAUGGUUACCGAAUCAUAUGAACAAGAACCUCAAACGACUAUCGGUAAUCGAAUUGUUAAUGAAAGCGCAGAAAAACGUAAAAAAGAUCGAAAAAAUGAAACGCACAUUUACGCUAACAAAAAAAUAUGUGGCAUUGUAUUUUCUUGGGGUGUUGGAGCUGUUUUUUAUAUGGCAUUCGAAAAUACAGUAGGUACAAAAGUUACUAUCAAAGAAAGGAUUUCAUUUCUUCGAGAUGUUCUUCAGAAUCCCUUGAUACGGCUGCGAUGUUUUAAUGUAAAAGAAGUCUUUAAAAUGCUGUGCAUCCGCACAGAAAUUGAACCAAUGUGCCACUUUCUUGACCCACGAAGCGGUGAUUGGCUUAUGAAUUCAGAAAUUUGUCAAAAAUCUUAUUCAGAAUUAACGGCUCAAUAUUUUUCACGAGGUCAAGAUAUCGCAAAAGCAUUGGACGAUGAUGACACUACUCAUAGACUCAAUCCUUCUUCUAAAGCUGCUGCAAAAGCUCUGUUAGCUUGGUACCUCACUGAUGAAAUAAUAGGAACAAUGAAAAAAUACAAUCCUGCAUUAUUAUCUGCUUACAAAAAUAUUGAAAUGCCUACUAUAGUGAUCUUAGCGAAAAUGGAACUGAGAGGUUUCGGCAUUAAUUCCAAAUCAUUGCUAGAACUUGCUAGCGUUAUAAAACAAGACUUAGCUAGAACAGAAGAAACAGCUUUCCAUUUAGCGGGAAGAAAAUUCAAUUUUUAUUCUCCAAAGGAUGUUUCACAGGUACUUGGCUUAACAAAAAAAGGUCGAAGAUGUACGAAUAAGAAUGCGCUUAAAUCGUGCGAUAAUCCAUUAUCAGAUUUAAUAACAAUAUGGCGCAAGCUCAGCACUGUUCAAACAAAGAUCAUUUUCCCGUUAUUACAAUUAGAAAAAAAGAAUGGAAGAAUCCAUGGCCAGUGCAUAACUUAUACUGUAACAGGCCGAAUAUCUAUGCAUGAACCCAACUUGCAAACCAUACCAAGAGAUUUCAAAUCUGAAAUAAGCGGUUACGUACUGAGUCCGCGUAUGGCUUUCAUCCCAAGCGAAGGAAAUAUAAUGUUGUCAGCUGAUUUUUGUCAAUUAGAAUUGAGAAUAUUAGCUCACUUUUCAAAAGAUCCGGUACUAUGUGAACUGAUGCUUCAAAAAAAUGGAGAUAUAUUUAAAAAUAUCGCUGCAAGAUUAAAUAAUGUUGCGGAGGAAAUGGUGGAUGACGAUAUGCGACAAAGAGCCAAACAAUUGUGUUAUGCUAUGAUUUACGGUAUGGGAGCCAAAUCAUUAGCUGAAACCUUAUCCAUUUCCGAAUCUGACGCGAAAGAUUAUCUUGAAACGUUCAUGAGUACUUACAAAGGUAUCAAAUCGUGGUUGAAAACUAUUGCGGAGCAAGCACGCAUCGAUGGUUUUGUUAACACAAUUACCGGUCGGAAACGCGUUUUGCCUAAUAUAAAUAGUAACGUAGCCGCUGUCAAGUCACAAGCUGAACGUCAAGCGGUGAAUACAAAAGUUCAAGGUUCGGCUGCAGACAUAGCAAAAAAAGCUAUGGUUUUAAUAGAAGAUCAAAUUCGGAAACACUUUUCAUGUAUGCCAAUUACACCACUGAAAUUUCCGAGCAGCAAAAAAAAGUUGGAGGAUAACAGUGAUAAGGCUAGACCAAACGGUGGUUUUUUAAUUUUGCAACUGCACGAUGAAUUGAUUUAUGAGGUUAAUCCAAAUGAUUUACCAGUAAUAGCAAAAAUUGUCAAAGAAUCAAUGGAGAGAGCUUUCAAAUUGCGAGUGCCUUUACCAGUAAAAGUGAAAAUUGGUACGGCUUGGGGUAAUCUUGAAGAGUACAAAGUGUAACGUAUACUUUUAUGAUUCCAAAGUUUUACGUUAGAGUAUAAAAUUGUAAAUAUAAAAUUGUGUAGGUGUCUCUAUUGAGUCAUCAGAUUUUUACAUACUUUUUUAAUCAUGAAAUAAUGCUGAUGAGUUUUUUCAGUUUUGAAUUUUCUUUAAUUGUAUAUAAAAGCAAAUGAUUAUAGACAUUCAGUCAGGAAUUUUGAGAAAAGACAAAUUUAUGCAAUUGCAAUAACAUUUAUUUUUUUAAUGGUUACUUUUAAAGUUUAUUUAUAGAAUCACAUAUCUUUAAAAAAAUAUGAUGAUUCAUAU
This is a messenger RNA of Trichogramma pretiosum, 7128 nucleotides long. It is a transcript of the gene DNApol-theta, whose product is annotated as DNA polymerase theta. The record is from RefSeq and is a predicted model, not a curated record. Gene Ontology annotation, molecular function: DNA-directed DNA polymerase activity; ATP binding; DNA binding. Lineage: Eukaryota; Metazoa; Arthropoda; Insecta; Hymenoptera; Trichogrammatidae. The transcript is spliced from 23 exons. Bases 115 to 6822 code for a protein of 2235 amino acids. Gene Ontology annotation, biological process: double-strand break repair via alternative nonhomologous end joining; DNA-templated DNA replication.